GUGGGCAGUUACUGACGCAGGCAGAAGGGAAUUCAGUUUUCAAGCCUGGACAGGAAACGUGCUCACUGCACCGUUCAAAACAGACGAGCGCCCUACAUACAGCGCACUCGCAGGAAGCCAGGCUCGAGUACACACCGUUAUCAGUUCUACUGUUGUGCUGCAGAGAUGCAAACCAGCAAAUUUCACCGGUGGAGGACUCCUACAUUUACUGAAAAGAAGCAACAACGAGUGGCGAAGACAAGAAACCUUCAAAUCUCUGGGAUAUAGACGGGAGAGAGAGAUGGCCGACCUUGUGCCAGGAAUACUCAUUUGUUUGAUGGCAGUGCCAACCAGUCAGCACGAUGGAAAUAGAACCUGGACCCAAACCAGUAUUCCACCUGGUGCGAUACCGAAGACCUUCAAGGGGACGCUGUACGAACGUAACCACACCAACCGCCUGCCAGACCCGCUGGAUCCCAGCACAAACCCUCGACUGCAUGUGAACCCGGAGGACCCAGUGACAGCCUACACCACAGGGGUCCUCAGCACCAGGGUCAUUCCUUCAUCAUACAUCCUGGCCAUGCUGGUGGGUAUCCCCUCCAACGCCUACAUUCUGGCCUUCCUCAGACUCAGAGCGAAGUCCUCGUCCACAUUACUUCUCUACCUGAACCUGGCCCUGUCGGACCUGCUGCUGCUGCUGUCCCUGGCGCUGCGUGUUCACUACCACUUCAACGGGAACAACUGGAUAUUUGGGGAAAUCUCCUGCCGGCUUAUCACGGCCUUGUUUUAUGGCAAUGUUUACAGUUCAGCACAAACUAUAGCGUGCAUCAGUCUGAAGCGCUACCUGGCUGUGGUCAGGCCGUUUUUGUACAGAAGGCUGGCUAAGACUACCCUGGCAGUGUGGACGUGCUUGGUUGUAUGGUUCCUGUUCGGGGCUGCCAUUGUGCCUGAGCUCAUGGUCAGGCAGAGCUACCAGGUUAUCCAGCUGGGGGUAACCACCUGCCAUGAUGUACUUCCCCUAGAAGAAAAGUCACACUCCUUGCUGGCAUCAUACCGGCUGAUGCUGGUGUGUCUGGGUUUUAUAGGGCCCUUUCUGAUUUGUAUCUAUGCCCAUGUGGCCGUGGUAUACCACCUCGGGCAAUCUCGCUGUGACUGGAAACCGUUCAUCAGGGUCAGCACUCUAGUUUUCAUCAUCUUUGCGGUGUGUUUCUUGCCUAGCGGCAUCCUGCAUAUCGCCCACUACAUCCGCCUGUUUUCCAGUGGGGACGACAGACUGUACGGAUACUACAGAGUAGCGGUGUGUCUCUGCUGCUUCCACAGUUGUCUGGAUCCCUUCCUGUGUACGCUCAUUUCCAAGAUGGCAGCCUCAGAACUACAAUUCAUCUCUCUCCGCGGGAUAUCUCGGAGGCCGACUGUUACGACGUGAGACCGGCUGCGUGAGCACAGAAAAAGCUUCUCCUAGCUGGAGCAUUGUUGGGAACCAGCAGGGAAGCGCAAGCACAGAAACAAAGAUGGUGAAGUUAAAACUGGACGCUGUGAAUCCCAGGGCGAUACUGCGAUCUCUGCUGGGUCUAAAACAACACAGAGCUUUGUGAAGUUUUAGGAAUAUUAGGAUCAGGAAGGGAACAUUUUCACUGUGAAUCCAAUACAAACCUAUCAUGUCAACCCAGUAACCCUGGCUUGAUGACACACAAUUGUCAACAAUAAUCUUUUCUCUUUGCCAUGUUAAAAGCCAGAAUUAAAUACAAAAUAUAUACACACACAACUAUUCCCUCUUGGCCUUAUUGUUCUUAAUUACAUAUAAUAUGUACAUAACGGUUGUAGAUCAACAUUUAGCUUUUCACAUUCAUAAUGAUGCAGAAAUGUAGAUUGGAGCCUGCUGUGGAAAUCCAACAAAACUAAUGAUUAGAAUGAGAUUCGGUUGUAAAAUGUAAUGACAACACCGGUUUAUCCAGCCAUAAAGGCUUCUUUUUUAAAAUAUUUUGCUCUUUGAGAUUAUAAGAGGAAGAACAACACAUCCUUUUUGCAUGAAUGUUAUAUAAAUAGAGUCACAAUACCUGGCAGAGGAGUCGCUUGGUAUGUUGAAGGACAUCAUGGUAGUGUUUGGCUGUGACUGCGUUCACCCCGGUCAACUUGGCUGUAGGGAGGAGCAGCGCUGCAAGCGUCUGAUGAUGAUCACCUGAGUUAAGUGCCUCAUUGAUCUCGGCUAAAGCUAUGAUGCCUGGAAGUACAAGACAACAAUACAUUUGAUCAUUCAAUGCGUUUCAUUUAUUGUGUGUAUUUAAAUAAUUAUCACUGUAGGAUCACAGAUAAAAUAAAAUCAUUUCCAAGGUUUGAAA
Messenger RNA from Anarrhichthys ocellatus (wolf-eel), 2318 nucleotides. RefSeq names its product coagulation factor II (thrombin) receptor-like 2 (gene f2rl2). NCBI's taxonomy places the organism in Eukaryota, Metazoa, Chordata, Actinopteri, Perciformes, Anarhichadidae. Gene Ontology annotation, biological process: positive regulation of Rho protein signal transduction; thrombin-activated receptor signaling pathway; blood coagulation. Gene Ontology annotation, molecular function: thrombin-activated receptor activity. The coding region runs from base 281 to 1405 and encodes 374 amino acids. Gene Ontology annotation, cellular component: plasma membrane. The record is from RefSeq and is a predicted model, not a curated record. The transcript is spliced from 2 exons.